Molecule: messenger RNA, 843 nt
Organism: Aureococcus anophagefferens
Lineage: Eukaryota; Pelagophyceae; Pelagomonadales; Pelagomonadaceae
Exons: 1
Biological process (GO): double-strand break repair via homologous recombination; reciprocal meiotic recombination
Cellular component (GO): nucleus
Molecular function (GO): ATP binding; DNA translocase activity; ATP-dependent chromatin remodeler activity
Source: RefSeq, a predicted model, not a curated record
AUGAACGACCUGUCCGAGUUCCACGCGCUCGCCGACGUCGUGAACCCCGACGUCUUCGGGCCGCUGGCGGCCUUCAAGCGCGACGUCGCGCGGCCCAUCGAGGCCGGCGCGGUCCGGGGCGCGUCGCGGGAGAAGCGUUUGGCGGCGACGGAGGCCAAGGACGCGCUCCGCGCGCGCGCGGCGGCCUUCUACCUCCGGCGCACGGCGGCGGACGUGAGCCGCGCGUCCCUCCCGCCGAAGACGGUCCACGUCGUCUGCUGCCGCCUCCGCGCGGGCCAGGCCGCCGCGUACGCGGCGGCCGCGGCGGCGGACGUCGACGCUCUGGCGAAGAUCCAGCGGCUCCGCGCGCUCGCGACGCGCGGCGCCGACGGCGACCGCGCCGCGAGCGGCAAGCUCGACGUCGCCUUCGCGCUGCUGGCCCACCUCCGGGCCCGGCCCGCGAAGGAGCGCGCGGUGCUCGUGUCGACGUCGACGGUGACGCUGGACGCGUGCGCGCGCGAGUGCGAGUCGCGCGGCUGGCCCGCGGCGCGCCUCGACGGGUCGACGCCCGCGGGCGAGCGCCAGGGCCUCGUCAACGCCUUCAACCGGCCCCGGAGCGACGCCUUCGUCUUCCUCCUGAGCACGCGCGCGGGCGGCUGCGGGCUGAACUUGGUCGGCGCCUCCCGCUUGCUGCUCCUCGACCCGGACUGGAACCCGGCGGCGGACGAGCAGGCCAUGGCGCGCGUCUGGCGCGACGGCCAGACGCGGCCCGUCCACGUCUACCGGCUCCUCGGCGCGGGCACGGUCGACGAGAAGAUCUUCAUGCGCCAGCUCGGCAAGCACGACGUCAACGACGGCGUCGUC